Molecule: messenger RNA, 1472 nt
Organism: Aedes aegypti (yellow fever mosquito)
Lineage: Eukaryota; Metazoa; Arthropoda; Insecta; Diptera; Culicidae
Product: clavesin-1
Exons: 2
Coding region: 193-1143 (316 amino acids)
Cellular component (GO): membrane
Molecular function (GO): phosphatidylinositol bisphosphate binding
Source: RefSeq, a predicted model, not a curated record
UACCCGAUGGCUUCUAUAACUCUCGAUUACUUGAUCUCCUUCGAUGGGGAAAUACUCGCGAUCGCUCAGUGCAAGUGCGGAUUAGUUAAAUCCCAUCUGGCUCUUAGUACGUCGUUGUAAUAAGCGAAAAGCGGUUGUUACUUCGUGUUGGUCCGCAUCUAAUGAUCAGUUGUUAUAUUCAAAAGCUUUGCAAUGACCAAUAUUGAUCAGUACAAGUUUGAGCUUUCCGAUCAGUUUCGAAACCUGGCUAAGGACGAACUUCGGGAAGAUGACAACGUACGACAACAGGCCAUGGAACAGCUUAAGGAUUGGAUCGAGAAAAACCCCUAUAUCAAAAACUGUCGUACCGAUUCCAAAUUCUUGCUCAAAUUCCUUCGAUUCCGAAAGUUUGCAGUCCAUCAGGCCGGAGAAGCUAUUGAGCGGUAUUUGGUUGCGCGAAAACGAUUCCCACAUUGGUUUCAAAAGCUGGACCCGCGUGACCCUGAAAUGCAGGAAAUUCUCUCGGAUACUCCGUUGACGGCAAUUGGUCGCGAUGAAGACGGUAGGACCAUCAUACUGGUUCGCAUUAAUCGGUAUAAUCCGGAAGUGAACACCAGUACGACGAUUCUACGAUUUGUGAUGAUGAUGUUGGAGGUUUUGAGUGAAGAUGAAGAAUUUCAAAUCGCCGGUGUGCGCGUUUGGGAAGAUCAUACCGACAUGUCGCUGAAAUUUUUGGGAAUUUUCGGUUUGUCGGAAAUCAGUGCAAUCAUGCAGAUGCUCACAAAAACCAUGCCUUUACGAAUUCGACAAAUUCAUGGAAUCAAUAUGCCAAAGUUUGCGUUGACCAUCGUCAACUUUGCACUGACCUUUCUCACUGCAAAGCUACGCGAGAGAAUCAUGUGCCAUGCAACGGUUCUAGAAGCGAAACAGCACCUGCAGGAAUCUCUCUGGCCCAAAGAAUACGGCGGUCCAAUCGAUGUGGAUGCUUUGAAUAGGCAAAUGCGGCAGAAACUGGAAGAGCGACGUGACUUUCUGCUAGGUUUAGAUGACAUGGACAUAGAUGUUGAACAUUACGCCCAUCUAUGGGGAAAGGAUUCCGCGGCUUCCAAUGCGGAAAUCGACUCCGGGAUGGUUGGCACGUUCCGAAAGCUAAACGUGGACUAAACGGAAUUUAAAGUUAUGGAUAUUUACUAUCAUAUUUUUUCCAGCUAACUAGAAGAUCGUCUUUGUUGUCACUUAAAAGUGGAUCCUAAAGUUCAUAUACGCAUUUUGCAUGCAACAUGUUGCAUAUAACAAGAAUGUCCAUGAUAGUAACAUCAUAUACGAUUUUUGUUGGUAGGGUCACGACAUAAUCCGUAAUAAACAAAACCUUAACAUUAUUCUUGGCCAGGAUUUAGAUCCGAAACAAGUCAACGGAUCUGAAAAAAUUAAUUUUAAGUACUGUUAAAUUUCUAGGGGUUAAUACAGAACAUUAGAUUUGCUUGAUGGAUAAA